Aspergillus tanneri is the source of this 1497-nucleotide messenger RNA. RefSeq names its product B-type cyclin nimE (gene CLB2). Gene Ontology annotation, molecular function: cyclin-dependent protein serine/threonine kinase regulator activity. Gene Ontology annotation, cellular component: cyclin-dependent protein kinase holoenzyme complex; cytoplasm; nucleus. The record is from RefSeq and is a predicted model, not a curated record. The coding region runs from base 1 to 1497 and encodes 498 amino acids. Gene Ontology annotation, biological process: regulation of cyclin-dependent protein serine/threonine kinase activity; G2/M transition of mitotic cell cycle. The transcript has 4 exons. NCBI's taxonomy places the organism in Eukaryota, Fungi, Ascomycota, Eurotiomycetes, Eurotiales, Aspergillaceae.
AUGCCUCCGGCUCGGAGCCUCCGUACGCGGGCCACAAUGAACGAGAAUGAUGAGAAUGGGCCACAAACGCGUCUGACACGGGCCAAGGCCGCGGCCCUAUCGGCAGGUGACGUCCCAGCUUCCAACGCCGCCACCAAGAAACCUCUUCAGACCAAGAAAACUGCCACGAACACGGCGACCGCUGGAGUCCCAAGAAGGCGCGCUGCUCUUGGAGAUGUGAGCAAUGUCAACAAGGCGGAUAAUGGGGAGACAAAGGAGGCCAAGAAGCCAGCUACCACCAAGGUAGGUUUGACGUCAAAAGCAACGAUGCAGGCCGGGGGUGUUCAGAAGCUCAGUCGCACCAACUCCUCUCGCACUGCCCUGGGAGCCAAAGACAAUAAUGCAAAGAAGCCUACCACUGAAUCGAAGCGCCUGGGCAGCGGAUCAGGAAUGAGCAGUGCACAGAAGAAGCGGCCGGCGAGUCAAAAACCGGUGCCUGAGAAAGCGCAACAGACUGAGGAACCGCCACGCAAGAGGGUGGAGGUAGAGAAGGUCGAGGAGAAGGCUGUUAUGGAAAAGGCCUCUACCGCGGAAGAAAAAGCCGAAGUCACUGAGCCCCAGGCCUCAGGGAAGCCUCAAGAUUUCGUGGACGACCUCGACACCGAAGAUCUUGAUGAUCCCCUGAUGGCGGCUGAGUAUGUGGUUGAGAUCUUUGAGUACAUGAGGCAACUCGAGCUGGAAACAUUACCGAACCCCCACUACAUUGAGCAUCAGCCUGAUCUGGAGUGGAAGAUGCGCGGUAUUCUUGUCGACUGGCUCAUUGAGGUUCACACGCGCUUCCGCCUUCUUCCAGAAACACUUUUCCUAGCCGUCAACCUCAUCGAUCGAUUUCUCUCGGCUGAGGUUGUCGCCUUAGACCGCCUCCAACUGGUUGGGGUCGCUGCCAUGUUUAUUGCGUCUAAAUAUGAAGAAGUGCUGUCGCCCCAUGUGGCUAAUUUCAGCCAUGUCGCAGAUGAGACGUUUUCAGAUAAGGAGAUCUUAGAUGCUGAGCGUCACAUCUUGGCGACGCUUGAGUACAACAUGAGCUUCCCCAAUCCCAUGAACUUCCUGCGCCGGAUCUCCAAAGCCGACAACUACGACAUCCAAACCCGAACUCUUGGAAAGUACCUGAUGGAAAUCAGCCUUCUCGACCACCGCUUCAUGCAGUACCGUCAGAGCCAUGUGUCUGCGGCCGCCAUGUACCUUGCUCGUCUUAUCCUGGAGCGCGGACCUUGGGACGCGACCCUCGCUCACUAUGCUGGAUACACCGAAAAAGAAAUCGAGCCCGUCUUCCGGUUAAUGAUCGACUACCUCCACCGUCCAGUGUGUCACGAAGCGUUCUUCAAGAAAUAUGCCAGUAAAAAGUUUCUAAAGGCCUCCAUCCUUACACGGCAAUGGGCCAAAAAGUACCAUCACCUCUAUAUCGAUAGCUCGCUCUCGGAACCGUACAGUUUCAUCAAGGAUCAGGAUCAGGACUAA